This is a messenger RNA of Melospiza georgiana, 1124 nucleotides long. RefSeq names its product MFNG O-fucosylpeptide 3-beta-N-acetylglucosaminyltransferase (gene MFNG). Gene Ontology annotation, molecular function: O-fucosylpeptide 3-beta-N-acetylglucosaminyltransferase activity. The record is from RefSeq and is a predicted model, not a curated record. Bases 1 to 1050 code for a protein of 349 amino acids. NCBI's taxonomy places the organism in Eukaryota, Metazoa, Chordata, Aves, Passeriformes, Passerellidae. Gene Ontology annotation, cellular component: membrane. Gene Ontology annotation, biological process: regulation of Notch signaling pathway. The transcript is spliced from 8 exons.
AUGGGCCGCCGGCUCCUCCGCGGUGUCUCUGGAGCCGCAGUCGUCCUUGCCAGCGUGGCCCUCCUCUCCAUGCGGCACCGUGGGGCUCGGGAGGCGGCUCAGUACCCAGGGAUCGGGGAGGGGAUGUUGGAGAAGCCAGAGCAACAGAGCCAAGGGAGCCCAGAGGGAGCCGGUGGCAGGGGGCAGACGGACCUCAGACUCCAUCCUCCGGAGGGAUACAGGAGUGAGGGAAGCCUGACGCUUGGGGACAUUUUCAUAGCUGUGAAGACAACAAAGAGGUUUCACUGGAGCAGGAUGGUGCUGCUCCUGGACACGUGGAUAUCCCAGGCCAGCAAACAGACCUACAUCUUCACCGAUGAAGAAGAUGAUGCCUUGAAAAGGAGAAUGGGUGGCCGUGUGAUCUUCACCAACUGCUCUGCCGAGCACAGCCACCUGGCCCUGUCCUGCAAGAUGGCUGCAGAGUUCGACGCCUUCCUGGCCAGCGGCCUGAGCUGGUUUUGCCACUUGGAUGAUGACAACUACCUGAACCCUGGGGCACUCCUGAAGCUCUUGUCCUCCUAUGCGGAGACACGGGAUGUUUACCUGGGCAAACCCAGCCUGAACCGACCCAUCUGGGCCUCUGAAACGCUGCCAAACAACCAGACGAAAUCCGUGCGCUUCUGGUUUGCCACUGGAGGGGCCGGGUUCUGCAUCAGCCGCAAGCUGGCAAGGAAGAUGGUGCCCUGGGCCAGUGGCAGGAACUUCCUGAGCACUUCGGAACUCAUCCGCCUGCCGGAUGACUGCACCGUGGGUUACAUCAUUGAGUGCAAAGUCGGUGGGCAGCUGAUUCCCAAUGCACUCUUCCACUCCCACCUGGAGAACCUGCAGCUCAUCCCCACCUCUCAGCUCAUGCAGCAGGUCACCCUCAGCUAUGGUGUGUUUGAGAACAAACUCAAUGUCAUUGAGCUCAGCGGCCCCUUCUCGCCCCAGGAGGAUCCUUCAAGGUUUCGAUCCCUCCACUGCCACCUCUAUCCCAACACCUCCUGGUGCCUGCAGGCUGUUGGCUGGUGAUGCCUGAGCCUCAGCUGCAGCGGCUCCAGGUGACACCUGUUCACCUGCAGGGAGUGGGACACUGAAGAAGCUUG